This is a messenger RNA of Hyaloperonospora brassicae, 777 nucleotides long. NCBI's taxonomy places the organism in Eukaryota, Oomycota, Peronosporomycetes, Peronosporales, Peronosporaceae. The record is from the annotation of a GenBank genome assembly.
AUGAGGGCGGCUGCCGUCCUCAGUGUGGCGCUCGGCGUCUCGUCCGAAAGCGCGUGGGGGCGGCCGAGCGACGCCGUCGAGUGCGACCGACUCGGAGCGCAGUCUGCGCACGUCGUGGGCGUGCCGGGGGCUUUCUGCGUGCACUGGGACGUCUCGGGCGAGUUGGAGCUCCCGACGGACAGCUGCUGUGCGGUGGUCGACCGCACUAGCGGUGCAGUGGGCUGCGUCCUCAUUAGCGAAACCGAAGAGCGGAACGUCGUGUGUCUGCGGUCUGCUGACGUGAUGACGAGGACAACGAACGCGACAGAGGCUUUGCCAGUGACGACAACUGCAGAGGCUGCGGAAGGACGUGCGUCGGUAGUACCUGAGGCAGGCGGUCGAGACACGCGGACGAUGGCUUUGACGUUGGAUCCAGUGGCGGGCGCGACCACCCAAAAAAUUGCUGCGACGGCUACUGCCCCUAUGGUUGCUACGACAUCGGCUGCUGCGGUAGUGCAAGAAGAUCACGGGGUGCCGCCUUCGUCUCCGGUGGUGGCGACUCUGGCUCCAGUAGCGCCGGAGUAUGCUGCUGUGACAGGGGCUACGGGUUGGACGACGGCACCAUCAGGGUCUGUACUAGCCGCCACGUCUGCUCCAGUGGCUGCAACUCCAGUCGCUGAUGCUGGUUCAUCAAUCCCGAUGCCGACGACAUUGGCGCCGUCCGUGGCACCUCCUACAACUCCGGCAACCGUUACGGCUGCCGCCGUCACCUGUGUCCGAGUCAAGCCCGUUCAGUAG